CGCCGGUUGACGCGAAUGACGCGGCGCCAGUCAGGCCGCAGCCCCGCCGCUUGGCCGUCGGGCCCGCCUCGGCCGGCUCGGCCCGCCCCCGGCCCUCCCCGCGCGGCCUCCCGUGCGCCCCUGUCAGACUGUGGCGGCCGGUCGCGCGGUGCGCUCUCCCUCCCUGCCCGCAGCCUGGAGAGACGCUUGGCGCGGCACACACCCGCGUUCCUGCCGGCGCCGCGCCUGCCCUCUGCCGCGCUCCGCCCUGCCGCCGACCGCACGCCCGCCGCGGGACAUGGCACACGCACCGGCACGCUGCCCCAGCGCCCGGGGCUCCGGGGACGGCGAGAUGGGCAAGCCCAGGAACGUGGCGCUCAUCACCGGCAUCACGGGCCAGGAUGGUUCCUACCUGGCUGAGUUCCUGCUGGAGAAAGGCUACGAGGUCCAUGGAAUUGUACGGCGGUCCAGUUCAUUUAAUACGGGUCGAAUUGAGCAUCUGUAUAAGAAUCCCCAGGCUCACAUUGAAGGAAACAUGAAGUUGCACUAUGGCGAUCUUACUGACAGUACCUGCCUUGUGAAGAUCAUUAAUGAAGUAAAGCCCACGGAGAUCUACAACCUUGGAGCCCAGAGCCACGUCAAAAUUUCCUUUGACCUUGCUGAGUACACUGCGGAUGUUGAUGGAGUUGGCACUCUACGACUUCUAGAUGCAGUUAAGACUUGUGGCCUUAUCAACUCUGUGAAGUUCUACCAAGCCUCAACAAGUGAACUUUAUGGGAAAGUGCAGGAAAUACCCCAGAAGGAGACCACCCCUUUCUAUCCCCGGUCACCCUAUGGGGCAGCAAAACUCUAUGCCUAUUGGAUUGUGGUGAACUUCCGUGAGGCGUAUAAUCUCUUUGCAGUGAAUGGCAUUCUUUUCAAUCAUGAGAGUCCCAGAAGAGGAGCUAAUUUCGUUACUCGAAAAAUUAGCCGGUCAGUAGCUAAGAUUUACCUUGGACAACUGGAAUGUUUCAGUUUGGGAAAUCUGGAUGCCAAACGAGAUUGGGGCCAUGCCAAGGACUAUGUGGAGGCUAUGUGGUUGAUGUUGCAGAAUGAUGAGCCGGAGGACUUCGUCAUAGCUACUGGGGAGGUCCAUAGUGUCCGGGAAUUUGUCGAGAAAUCAUUCAUGCACAUUGGAAAAACCAUUGUGUGGGAAGGAAAGAAUGAAAAUGAAGUGGGCAGAUGUAAAGAGACCGGCAAAGUUCACGUGACUGUGGAUCUCAAGUACUACCGGCCAACUGAAGUGGUAGCAGUGCUCAAAGGAAUGCCAGCAAGGCCCAGAAGGACCCCGGCAGUCACUGGCCUUUCUUUCCUGUGCCCUUGGAGUUCUUCGAAUAGACUAUGAGAUUUUAAUUUAAAAGGAAUAUUCUACCAGUAGUUUAUAAUAGGCAUGGUUUGAGGAAAACCCAAACCUGCUUUUCCCAAGAUCUAAACCAUUUAAUCCACCAGUUAUCUGAUGUAGUGGGGUUCUCGCCCGGAUCCAUUCUUUGGAGCUGCACCAUCCUCGAUGGCGCAAUGACUGACUUAUCCCCGCGCAAUUCAGACUUGGACCCACCAUGUGGCAUGUUUGUCCUAGUUGCUGUUGCUGUAUUGACAACACCUUCAGAGGUGGUUUCGAAUGCAAGCCCCCUACCCGCCUUCCCUGCACUCCUCACCUGCCCUCCAGCUUCUCCAAACACGCUUCGCUGCCUGCUGGGAAUGCUGCCUUGCAAAGGAGUGACGUCUCAAGUGUCGGAAAAGUUACAGCCUUCGAG
Molecule: messenger RNA, 1772 nt
Organism: Piliocolobus tephrosceles (Ugandan red Colobus)
Lineage: Eukaryota; Metazoa; Chordata; Mammalia; Primates; Cercopithecidae
Gene: GMDS
Product: GDP-mannose 4,6-dehydratase
Exons: 10
Coding region: 278-1363 (361 amino acids)
Biological process (GO): 'de novo' GDP-L-fucose biosynthetic process
Molecular function (GO): GDP-mannose 4,6-dehydratase activity
Source: RefSeq, a predicted model, not a curated record